Molecule: messenger RNA, 4074 nt
Organism: Taeniopygia guttata (zebra finch)
Lineage: Eukaryota; Metazoa; Chordata; Aves; Passeriformes; Estrildidae
Product: G-protein coupled receptor 35
Biological process (GO): phospholipase C-activating G protein-coupled receptor signaling pathway; positive regulation of Rho protein signal transduction; chemokine-mediated signaling pathway
Cellular component (GO): plasma membrane
Molecular function (GO): chemokine receptor activity
Source: RefSeq, a predicted model, not a curated record
GCGGGACAACAGAGGGCACCAGACACUCCUGCGGAGGAAAUCGGGCAUAAAUGAAGCGCUGGUGCUCGCACCGGCUCACUGGGGGCUCAGCACUGCCGGCUGUGACAGCCGGGACGGCCCUGACAGCACGGCCGGCGCGGACCGCCCGCCCGCCCCGCGGCCUCCCUGAGGAGCCGGCCCGCCGCGGCCCCGAGCAGAGACAGCCCAACAUGGAGAACUGCACUGGGAGAGUUGCAUAUGAUAGCAUUGUGGUGCUCCAGCUGGUUGUGUACAUCCCAGUGCUCGCUCUGGGGAUCCCACUGAACGCAAUUGCCUUCUGGGUCUUCUGCUGCAAAAUCAAGAGGUGGACCGAGACCAAGGUGUACAUGAUCAACCUCAUCGUGGCAGACACUUCCCUGCUCUUCACCCUGCCUUUCCUGCUAUAUUUUACCAAGUACAAACAACCCAUAGACCAGCUGUGUUUAGUCAUACAAAACAUCUAUUUUACAAACAUGCCUAUGAGCAUCUUUAUCAUCACCCUGAUUGCGAUUGAUCGGUACAUUGCAAUCAAGUUCCCUCUAAAAGCGAAGAUUCUUCGAUCCCCACUGAAAUCAGCUUCUAUCUGUGCCUUUCUUUGGAUACCAAUGAUAAUUUAUUCCAGUUUGUAUUACACACUUCACAGUAGCGAUAGGGAAGAUUGCUGUUUUCAGAAACAAUCUCUUCUACCUAGGUAUUCCUCUUUAUUCUACACUAUCUGUGGGUAUUUUAUUCCCUUAGGGAUUGUGAUUUUUUGCUCAGUACAAGUCAUCAGAUGUCUAAAAAAGAAGAUGGCCACAAGCCCUCAUGAGACAAAAUUAUUCCAGAAGGCCGUGCAGAUAGUUUCUGUGAAUUUGUGUGUGUUUGCCAUCUGUUUCUCACCUUUCCACAUCUCACUGCUCUUGAGGUUUGCAGUGGAAGUUGCUGGAGCUCAUUCUCUGAUACCCGGAGUUGUAACCUAUAUUAAGGUCUCAGCAUGCUUAGCCAAUUGUAACUGCUGUCUGGAUGCAUUUUGCUAUUAUUUUGCAGCCAAGGAAUUUCCAGAGUUGUCUUCUAUGUUCCCCAAAUGUAUAUUUAUGAGGUCCAAGAUGAACCAAGGUGAGGAGUCACAGCCACCCACGGAUCAAGUGAUACUAUGAACAAGGUGUAGUGCAUGGCAGGUGUUGAGUGCCACAAUGCUGCUCAAGUUUUGAGGCACAGGCAAUGGAACCACAUACAGUGUUUGCAAUCAUUGUAGGCAUAGGCAUAUGUACAAAAAGGAGAAAACCCCUCCAAAGGGUCUGAUGUUAACUUUAAUUUUGCCCUGCUGUCCUCAGUAACUUGACUCCAGCUCUGACUACUGCGUUGUAUCAUUGCAUUGCAGCUCCAGGCGCCUCCUGGUGACAGCUUGUCUUGGUUGGCUUCAUGGUCCUUCACUUUCAAUGUCUUCUCACUUGUAAACCUCUAAAAAAUUUCCUCCGGGGACUGCAAGCUCAUUUUCUGCUGAUGUAAACUCGGGGGCAUUCAACUUCCUUAGUGACAACUGACAUAGAGUUCCCCAACAAGUCUGUCACCAUGCAGUGACACUGGUUCAGACCACAGUCUGAAACCACUGACUAGACCUUGGUGAAAUAAACACCCAAAGAACUGUUCCCAGCAGGGAAAGUGUCCAUAUCCAGACAUUAGAUCCACCUGCUGUGCGUCAAUUCUCAGGCAGGCAACACGGUGGAAGCUACAGGGAGCAAGGGUGCCAUAAAAACAGAUGAAACUACUCAGGUCAUUCAGCUGGUAACUCAUGUCCCAGUUUUCUUCACUGGUGUAUUUUUAAUGCUCUGGCACUUCUGAUAUUUCACUGCAAGCAGAGCAAGUAGUGUGUGUGUAUGUGACCAGUUUAACCAUUGCACACUGUUUAGCCCUUGUUCUGCCUUCUAAAUUCUCUUUUGAAAGACAGGAAAAGAUAUGGGAGACAAAUAGUGCCUGAUCUUAUCAGCUGUCUACUGCUUAAGGAGAUGUGUGAGUGUCACCCAUUAACAAAUAUGCUGCAAUUAACUCAGAAUGCAAGGGGCUUCUUGACAGACAUCUCUUACAAUCCAGGCAAGUGGUGUUCAGCAAGGAAAAACACUUCUACUUCAGGAACAGCACAGAGGGCCUUCAAAAACAUUUUUGGACCUAGGUUCCCUUCUGAGAACUUGCAUCUAAUUUCUUAUAAUGAAUGUCUGUUCCAAAAAGAUUAUUAUGAUUUUUUAAUUAUUUUGAAAAAAGAGAUGAAGAUUCACAUCAACCUACUACAAACAAGCAGCUUACUUAUUUUUGCAAUUCAGUCAUACUCAUCUUUUCUUCCAGUUAACAUGGAGAACUUGUUCAGUUUCCAAUGGGCUCCAAAUAGGUCAUCUACCCUGAAAUACAGAAGAGCAAUGUUUUUUAUACAUGUGGCCUCACAUAUAAGUGUUCCUUUUUCUCAUUGUAAAGGGGAAAUUAGUUGAACUUCACAAUCUCUGUCAUCGUGAAGAUUUUUUUGCUGUUUCCACUGAAUACAAUGAAAAAAAAAAAACCAUACUUUUACAAGUGAAAAUAAAGAUGUGUCAUAGUAAUAUAUCUAUAAAUAAAUAUUCAUUUAUUACCAUUAUACAUCAUAGUCCUCUACUCUUAAUGCUAAACCUAUACUGGAGAUUGGGAGAAAAGACUUUGCUACUGAGAUAUAAGAUCUGCUUUACAGCAGGGUAUUUAACAGUGAAACCCAAAGAUGAACAAGGAACUUGCUGAUUAUCUGAAGAUAUAUGUUUUACCUUGGACAAAAAUUAUCAUCUGGUUUAUAUGUCAAGUUUAGGAUGGGUUUCUGGCGUCUUGUUUCAGUCUGAACAAAGCCUCAGCUCCCUGAGUGCUCCCAGUAAAUGGAACAGAUGAGUUUUCAGACCCUGGGCCACAACAAACAACUGCUGGCCACCAUCCAGCACUGCAGUAGCAAUCCAGGAGGAUGGUGACACCCUUAACCCCAAAUCUUUUCCACUUCCUCGCACAAAAGUCUGGGAGAUAGUAGUGGGGACCAGCCACAGCAGGUGAAGUCCAAAAGCUGCCCCAAACAGCAAGGCUGGACCACAGCAUUUUACCAACAUUUCUGCAUGCUAUAACUUUCCUGUCCCGUAAAAGAAAAAAAUGCUAUUAAUGGUUUCUACUCAGGCUUGAGAGAAAAAAAAUAUAAACAACAAACCACAAGGAAAAGCUUACAAAAUAAUUUGGAAUCUUGCUUUCCUGUGAGUGAGUGGCCAUUGGAUAUAGCAUUUUUGGCCCACGUAUGUAUGGAAGGCAGGGGCUGGCAGUGGACAGUAUUUUGGGUGACAUUUGGGCAGGCCUGAAACCCGAGUUCUUACCAGAGGUUUGAGCUCCAGGGGGCUGAAGGACACAUAGUGGGGAGCUGUGGGCUGGGUGGUGCUCUCUGGUGCUGCAGACAUCUCUGAUUUUGUUUCCUUGGCACAGCACAGCUGUUCCAGGGAUGAGCACUGCCCAGCAGCCUCCAGGGAACUCCACAAGUCCUGAAGCAGCAUCAGGCUCUGGGGAAGCACGGGCUUUUCCGUGCCCUGCACAGUGUGUUUGCACACAUACUCAGCUGGUCCCUGGUACUGCUGAUGCCUUAGAACUUUAGCUUUUAUGUUUUUAAUAUAUUUGUAAUCCUGCGGUUCUUUAGUGUAUAACUCUAAACUCCACACACAGUGUGAGCUGCUGCUUUCCCAUUUUGGGCAGACACAGCAAUUCCUCUCCAGGCCUGGCAGUCAAGGACACCUCACUGCCUCAGGCCAGAGAGAUGGAAACAAAACUGAGUUGGAGGGAGCAAACUUGGGUAAAUGACUUCAUUACCUGAAACUGUAAUUGGAAAAUUAACCCCCAAUAUGCAAAUGGACCAAACUUAUAGAAGUGUGAAAACCUGUGGCCCAUGGUCCAUUUUUGGGUGUAGCCCCCGAGGGGCUUUGUCCACCCUAAAUGCUCCUGAAGGCUCUUCAAUAAAUAUAACUGCUUUUUGUUCCCUUAAUUUUGUCUGGCCUCUGUUUUUAGGUACCCUCAAAAGGCAUUGCUGCAGGAGUGUGG